Molecule: messenger RNA, 1360 nt
Organism: Trichosurus vulpecula (common brushtail)
Lineage: Eukaryota; Metazoa; Chordata; Mammalia; Diprotodontia; Phalangeridae
Product: retinol dehydrogenase 14-like
Exons: 2
Coding region: 21-1025 (334 amino acids)
Source: RefSeq, a predicted model, not a curated record
GCGCAGUCGGCGCCUGAGUGAUGGCGCUGCUGUACUCGGCUGUGCUGGCGGCAGCCCUAGGCGGAGGACUGUGGCUGGCGGCGCGCCGCUACCUGAGGCCCUUGAGUGGGGUCGCGGCCGGCGUCAUGCGCGGCAAGACGGUCAUCGUGACUGGCGCCAACACGGGCCUGGGCCGGGCCACGGCGGCCGAGCUGCUGCGCCGGGGGGCCCGCGUCAUCCUCGCCUGCCGUGACCGGGGGCGCGCCGAGCAGGCCGCUGCGGAGCUCCUCCGGGAGCAGGAGCAGGCCCGGGCCCAGGCCCAGGUGCCGCCCGCAGCUGAAGGGGGCCCCGCCGGUGAGCUGAUCGUUAAGGAGCUGGACCUGGCGUCGCUGCGCUCCGUGCGCGCCUUCUGUCAAGAGGUGCUGCAGGAGGAGCCCCGACUGGAUGUCUUGAUCAAUAAUGCAGGGGUCUUCCGUUGCCCAUACAUGAAGACAGAAGAUGGCUUUGAGAUGCAGUUUGGGGUGAAUCACCUGGGCCACUUCUUGCUUACUAACCUGCUUCUUGACCGCCUUAAAGAAUCGGCCCCCAGCAGGAUUGUGGUGGUUUCUUCCAAACUUUACAAAUAUGGAGAAAUCAACUUUGAAGAUUUGAAUAGUGAGCUAAAAUAUAAUAAAAGUUUCUGUUAUAGUCAGAGCAAGUUGGCAAAUAUUCUCUUUACCAGAGAAUUAGCCCGCCGCCUAGAAGGCACAAAUGUAACUGUAAAUGUGCUUCAUCCUGGGAUUGUCCGAACCGAUCUGGGGAGGCAUAUAAACAUACCCCUACUGGCCAAGCCACUUUUCAAUCUAGCGUCAUGGGCCUUUCUCAAAACCCCUGAAGAAGGAGCUCAAACCUCAGUCUACCUGGCCUCAUCCCCAGAAGUAGAGGGUGUGUCAGGAAAGUACUUUGGAGAUUGUAAAGAGGAGGACCUCCUGCCCAAAGCCAUGGAUGACUCUGUGGCAAGAAAACUGUGGGAUAUCAGUGAAGCAAUGGUGGGCAUAAUGAAGUAGCUCUGGGGACUCUGAGGAGGAGAGUCAGUGGUUGCUGCAGUGCAAGCCAGGGCUUCUCUCAGGGAUGGGCCUGUUGGGACUGGGAUACUAAGUAUGUUGCAUAGUCCUCUUGAUGUGAAAAAAUAAAUAAAUCAUUGAAACCUUAAAAGGCUCCACUGCUAAAAAAAACCCCGGUCUGAAUGCUCAUAGAUUAGCAGCUGUUUGUUAAGCUUUUAGCCGAGCAUGUACUUGAACUAAGAACUGGGCAGUUGUGGCACUGCCAGGGGUCCCUGGUGCUAAGGAGCACCCCGCUGGGGUGGAACCCAGAAUUGUUAGAGUAAACACUGUUGACCAAA